AUCAACUUGAAGUCGCACUUUGCAGCAUCCAGUAAACCUAAAGUCUCAUCAUUGAACAAUCACCCCUGAAAUCUGUCUCGAUUCGGAAAUGGCUGCUCAAACUCUCCCUGGUCUCAUUUUUGAGACCGAGAAUGCUAAUGAGUCUGCGCCCGCGGUCCUCACGCCACACGUGAACGACAUUUCCCUGACACGCCCUCAGCUCAAACAGGCCAGCCAACGGUUGGCUGAUCUGAUUCUGGCAAAAGGCAAGGCGGGUGACAAUGGAUCUGGCAUCGACGGGCAGCCGGUCGUUGCCCUAGCUCUCCCCAACGGCAUCGGCUUCGUCUGCACGUUCCUCGGGCUGGUGAGCCGUGGUGUCGUUGCUGCCCCGCUGAACCCUGCCUACACCGUCCCGGAAUUCGAAUUCUAUUUGAGUGACGCGAAAGCGAGCGUGUUGGUCGUCGACUCAACCUGCACGGACGAAGCAUAUCCGGGGAUCGUGGCUGCACGCAAACUUGGCGUUGCGGUCUGCACAGUCCGCAUAGAUCAAGAUGGGCCAGGAUCUCAUCAGGUCGAUGUAACAGUACUUGGCAAGCAGACAGAGAAGCUACAGGACGAGGCAAAUGUCUCAAACGACGUGGUGCCUGUGUCCACUUCUCCCACGACCGAUUCAAUCGCACUCAUCUUGCACACGUCAGGGACAACAGGUAAACCAAAAGCUGUGCCGUUAUCCCACGCUAAUCUUUGCCAUGGUGCUCAGAAUGUGGCCCAGGCCUGCUGUCUUGGCCCCGGGGAUCGAGGUUAUCUCAUCCAAGUGCUUUUCCAUAUCCACGGCAUCGUCGCUGGACUGCUCGCCCCUCUGGCAGCCAGGGGCAGUGUGGUGGUUCCAAACAAGUUUGACGCCAACGUUGCCUGGCAUCAAUUCGUCGAAGCAGGUUGCUCAUGGCUGUCGGGUACACCUUCAGCGCUGCAGAUCCUCCUCCACGCGCCGCAACCCGGCCCCGACUUGCGUAUCAGAUUCCUUCGCAGCUGCUCUGCGCCACUGCUCCCUUCCACUUUCGCGGACCUGCGAAAGGUAUUCGGCUGCCCGGUUCUGGAGGCUUACGCAAUGACCGAGAAUGCCCAUCAAAUGGCUACGAACUCAUUGACUGAAACCAGGCCAGGAUACGUCGGCAAGGCAUCGGGCUCGGUGUCCCUGAGCAUCUACGGCGAUGACCCCACCGCUGGUCCGCUUGGAACAGACGUCCAGGGUGAAAUUUGCAUCACAGGGGGCUCGGUCAUGAGAGGCUACCUCGAUAAUCCUGAAGCCAACGCCAAGACGUUCUUUGUAGACUCGUCUGGCAGACGCUGGCUCCGCACGGGCGAUAUCGGUAUUCUAGACAGUCAGGCCGGGAGAUACCUGCGUAUUGUUGGACGGAAGUCGGAGAUUAUCAACCGCGGCGGGGAGAAGAUCUCACCACCCGAGGUCGACGAGGCCAUCAUUCUCUGCGCCGCGCCACACAUCCGCGAGGCGGCAUGCUUUGCAGUCCCUGAUGAGUUUUUUGGCCAAGAGGUGGAGGCCGCCGUCGUCCUCGCUAAAGACGCACCCCAAGAACUUCACGACGAGGCAGUGCUCCAGCGCCGUCUUGAAGAGCGGCUGGCCCUCUUCAAAAUCCCCAAGCGGAUACAUUUCUUUGAGGACAAGAUCCCGAAGGGCCCGACAGGGAAAAUCCAGCGUGCGCAGCUGUGCAAAAAGCUGGCGAGACGACCUAAUGGCGAGGUCAACGGAAGGCCGGUGAAGAUGGAUGCCGUGGAUCUUUCAUCUCAGAUAUCUACACUGAUGGCACAGGAUUUGCGCGUCGCUGCUGACAAGCUUAAGCCUGAAGUCACGCUACUGGAGCUGGGCGCGGACUCGAUGAAUCUGACGAGGCUUUUAGGCAACGUCCGCCGUUUGGGGUGCAGCCUCGCUAUGUCGGAUUUGAUGCUGAAUCCCACUGUUCAGGAAGUCAUCGACAUGUGUGUGGAAUCGUAUUCAUCUGGGAAGGGAGACAAUGUGACAGGGAGUCCCGGCAAGGCAGCCGCUGAUGAUGUCGAGCCGCCUGCUCCUUUUUCUCUUCUGAGCGAACUCAUCAAAGACACUGAGAGUCCACUGUCUCUUGAUGAAGCCCUGUCCCAGGUGGCGAAGCAAACAGGACUAACAACCGAUCAACUAGAAGAUGUCCUCCCCUUAACUCCGGAGGCGAAGUGGUUCCACAGUGUGACCUUGACAGAUCAAUGGGGUAUGAAGGGCACAGCGGCGUCAUUCGUUACGAUUGGAGCUACGAUCAAGGAAUCUGUCGAUAUUGAAAGGCUGAAAUGGGCGUUGGAGGAGGUGGCUAAAGUUGAGCCGCUUCCGCGAUCUUUUUUCGCUCAGCUACCCUCUACCGAGGAGUGGCUUCAAGUUAUUGCCAAACCCAAUGUCGCAAAUUUGAACUGGGAAGAGUGGUCCGCUCCCUCGAAAGGAGCGAUGCUUGAAAGGCUGCAACGGGAGCACGACGCAGAACGCUACACUCCUGGUUGUCGUGCAUCGAAGUACUUGCUAGUCAGCUUUCCAAACGACCAGGGCGAGACAUGCCGAUCCCUGUUCUUCUCUGAAAGCCACAUUGUAACCGACAACACCUCUCGCUCAAGGCUGCGAGACAAUGUUAUAAGGCUAUACGAAGGCCUGGCAACAAUCGAAAAUUUGCCACAGAAGCCCUUGCCAACCGGCAUUCUAACUCGAGAUCUCCUUCAAAGAGCUAAAGCCAGUUACUCUAGCAAGAUCAAGUUCUGGAAGGAUGAUGAGUUGAGCCACGGCGUGUCUGAACUGCCACCAUAUAUCCCACCACUAGGAUCAAGUGCCGGCCACAGGAUCUCUCGCGUGUCCGUGGACAAUGCCUUCAACCAAGCCAUGUGGACUGGCGACCUCACGGGCCUGACGCUCGCCAUGGGCAUGACCGCGCCCACUACGGUCCAGGUGAUCGUACCAUUAGCCCUGGCAGUCUACGAAUACCAAGGUACCCACACGCUGCCAAAGGCCGUCUGCUUCGGCUACGGCACUUCAUCACGUAACCCACGGAUCCCGAAUAUUGACCAGUCCCGAGGCUUGGCCGCGUUCCCAUCACCAUUCCGCUUCCCUCUCUCGCUCGCGAGGCAGUCCUUGUGGAUGCACUGCCACCAGGCCGCACUCAAGACGGCAGAUACCAACACGAACCGGCUGCUGGUGGAGUCCUUAACUAUGGCAAAGGAUGUCCACGUGAUAUACAACUGGCGCGAGGUGCCUGCUGGAAGCUUGUGGUCGCAGGUGAUCGAGGACGGGCCUGAGCAGUUCCUGGUGGAACUCCCGUGCCACACGACAGUGAACUGCAUGCGCAUGGGCAUUAAUCAGCUUUUCAUGGUGGACGGCGAGGGGGAGGCGUACAAGAGGUGGAGAAAAGAGCACGGCUUCCCGGUGAGUUUCAUAGAGGUUCUGCAGCGAUGCUUGACUUUCAUGUGCGAAAGGAAGGAUGAGCUUGCGACUCUUACUCUGAAUGAUCUGGUGGAGACAGUGGCUUCUUCUUUCGAUCCUGCCCUGCCUAACUAGCACGAUCUAAGUUGGUGUACUGUAUUCCUCGCGCACCUCGCUCGCGGACAGCAGCGCUGGCAUGGUCUGGAGCUAGGCUGAUAAUAGCACUCAACGCCUGGGACGUAUUAACUGGUGCUGGUCUGCAGUGCAUUUUGGGAAGCAAAAUGGCAGGGAUGUGCUGUUGUGAAAAUCAAGAUACGCGCUACCGACCAACAGAUGCGUACUGUGAGCGGACCUUUUGCGCCGCUCACAUCACUCGACAUGCAGUGCGCACAUCAAUGAUGAUUCUCGGCCUGUUGGCCAAGAACGAACUAACAGAGACUAGAUGAUCCCACAAUGCAACCUUGGCCUCCGC
This is a messenger RNA of Diaporthe batatas, 3896 nucleotides long. RefSeq lists its product as uncharacterized. The record is from RefSeq and is a predicted model, not a curated record. Gene Ontology annotation, molecular function: medium-chain fatty acid-CoA ligase activity. NCBI's taxonomy places the organism in Eukaryota, Fungi, Ascomycota, Sordariomycetes, Diaporthales, Diaporthaceae. Gene Ontology annotation, biological process: fatty acid metabolic process. The coding region runs from base 89 to 3559 and encodes 1156 amino acids. The transcript is spliced from 4 exons.